GACAUGAAUCUAAAUUCUUGCAGGUUAAUUCUCAAUUUCCAGAGUUCUCCAGCCAUUUGCUGCCAUGGCAGGAAGAAAUAAGCAACACGAUCACGGCAGCGAACCACCGGGGCCGCCGCACCCCGUCGACGCCCCCCGCCGACGACGACGCACUUGGCUGUCCGUGUUUCCCCUGCUCUACCUCAGCGCCAGCGCCGCAGUCUACGGCUACCGGGAGCGCGGCGAACCCUGGAGUUUGGCCUUCGUGCUGUUCUCCUACUCCGACCUUCUGGCUCUCUUCUACUGCCUCGGAAGGUUCGAGCGGGCGGCGGAGGGGGAGGGCACGACGGAGCAGAGGCGGAGGCUGAAGGCGGUGAUAUGGGCGUUGGCGGCGGCGCUCAUGGCGGGGUUCAGCUUCAGGGUGUCGGCGGUCCUGCCGGCGGCUCUGGGGGCUCUCAUCUGGGUGAUGGCCGCCAGUGUGACGGUGGGCGGAUUUUGCGGCCUCUUCUUGUUCGAUCGGCGCGACAACGAGAAGCAGUAGUGAUUGCUAGCUGAUUCGUUGCGUCGAUCGCUUCUCUCUAUUUCUGUUUAAUUGUGUGCAAGAUGGAAUUUUUUUUUUGUUUUUUUGUUACACUGUCGUAGUACUAUAGGUAUCAUAAUAUAGACAUUUGAAUGUUAAUGACCAA
This is a messenger RNA of Zingiber officinale, 665 nucleotides long. RefSeq lists its product as uncharacterized. NCBI's taxonomy places the organism in Eukaryota, Viridiplantae, Streptophyta, Magnoliopsida, Zingiberales, Zingiberaceae. The record is from RefSeq and is a predicted model, not a curated record. The transcript has a single exon. Bases 65 to 520 code for a protein of 151 amino acids.